Molecule: messenger RNA, 885 nt
Organism: Fusarium musae
Lineage: Eukaryota; Fungi; Ascomycota; Sordariomycetes; Hypocreales; Nectriaceae
Exons: 2
Coding region: 1-885 (294 amino acids)
Source: RefSeq, a predicted model, not a curated record
AUGGCGUCCAGUUCGACCGACCAAGUGAGCGAGGUCUUUGAAAAGGCCAAAGCUGAUUUUCUGAAUGGAAUCAAAGACCAGAAACUGCGCAACCAGCUUCAAAAGGCGACGACAAUUGACGAUAUUUGGGACUACACCGAACAGCUCCAAAAGGACCAGGCAAGCAAUAAGCGACUACGAGGCAUGAAGAGAAUCGGGCCUUAUAUCGAGCGACUGCAAGAAUACGCCGGUGUAAUUGAAGUCUUUGUCCAAGUCAAACCGGAUAUUCUUGCUCUCAUCUGGGGCCCGAUUAAGCUCUUACUUCAAGUUUCGAGUAACCUCAUCGCUUCCUUCGACGCGAUUCUUGGUGUGAUGAAGAAUAUGGGGUCGAUUCUUCCUAGGUUCAACGAAUUUGUUCCGUUGUUCAAGAAUAAUGAGCGCUUGAAAUAUGUUCUAGGGCUGUUCUUCCAGGACAUACUCGAUUUCUACCUCGUUUCUCUACGAUUCUUUGGACUUACCCGUUGGAAAGUCUUUUUUGAGUCAUUGUGGCCAGCACGCCGAGCCGAGAUACAGGUCAUUGCUGAAAACAUAGAAAAGCACAGGCUUUUGUUUUGUAACGAGAUCACGCUCAACGACAUUUUGGAAGCCCACACAGCGCGAAAGAAGGCUCUUGAACACUACGCCGAAACCCGAGAGUUUCAAGAACGUCAGGACUUUCACUCUAUGGAGACUUACAUACGCCCUCCUUCUUACGACGAAGACCUCGAUCGCAUUCGCAAUAGCCGGUGUAAAGGGACUGGGUCAUGGCUAGUUCAAGACCAGCAGUUUGUCAGUUGGGCUGAAGGGAAGGAGAAAUCUCAUCAGGUUCUAUGGUUGCAAGGCAUUCCUGGAGCAGGCAAGUACUAA